Molecule: messenger RNA, 690 nt
Organism: Ilex paraguariensis (yerba mate)
Lineage: Eukaryota; Viridiplantae; Streptophyta; Magnoliopsida; Aquifoliales; Aquifoliaceae
Source: the annotation of a GenBank genome assembly
AUGCCUGAUACGAGGUGGGAGACCACUGUGAACCAUGCCAAGAAAUGUAAACGUGAUACAAAGACGUAUUUAUACUAUCCUCCCAGUUCACAGCCAAAAAUUGGUGUCGUGUUUGAUUGUGUGGGACAAGUUAUGGGGUUAUAUUCGGAAUCGGAAUCCCUGCAUGUUCCCGUUGAUAAGCUCUCUGAGACUCAGAAGGCUCAUGCCCUCGAGUUGGUGGUAUCUGCAUUUAAGCACAGGGUAGAUGUUAUCCCCAUUGAUGAUUAUACUUCUCUUACUCAGCGCUCUUUGCCCUCAUCUGAAGGUGUUCACCCCAAUAACUCCAACGACCCAGAUUGGCCCAAUGUAUACGACUUUGGGACUUCUGCCAUGAAUGGUGCUUACAAUCCUACAAAUCCUGGUACAUCGUUUCAAGGUAGCAUUGUACCCACAUUUCCCAGUUGGCCAACAAAUAGUCCUAGGGUACAUGGCUUGCAGAACACUGGCAAUAUGGCCCCAGACACUGGCACCAACUUCUCGAGCUACGACACAGUGCCUCUCCAUUCUGAUGGGGACAUAGACAACUUGCUGAAUUUUCCGAAUUCUGAUCUUGAACUUGUUGAGAACCAUGGUUUGGAGUCACUUGCUGAUCAACAGACUGUCCAUGCUGCAGUUGUUCCUAGUGAAGACCCGGCGGAGAUGGGGCGAUAG